Amyelois transitella is the source of this 1740-nucleotide messenger RNA. Its product is annotated as trypsin beta. The record is from RefSeq and is a predicted model, not a curated record. Gene Ontology annotation, biological process: proteolysis. Bases 122 to 1039 code for a protein of 305 amino acids. Gene Ontology annotation, molecular function: serine-type endopeptidase activity. The transcript is spliced from 7 exons. Lineage: Eukaryota; Metazoa; Arthropoda; Insecta; Lepidoptera; Pyralidae.
UCGACGAAUUCCAUCUGAUAAUACCUAUCAAUAUCCGUUUUUAUCGGUAGUAUAAAUAUCUAAAUAUACAUAUCCAAAUCAGUUUUUUAUCAGAGUGUGUUCGAAAUUGUAAUAAGUGACAAUGGAAAAGGUUAUCUAUUUGGUUCUUGCUUUUGCUUUUGCAGGCAUCAAUGCCAUACCUGUCGACGAAGCGUCAGGAAGGAUAGCUAAUGGAGUUCCCGCGGGCGACCGUGCUUACCCAUACGUGGUAUCCAUUCAAUGGGCUACCGCAGCCAAUCUCCAGCUGCAGACUAGAGGGCACAUAUGCGGGGGAGUCAUGAUAACACUACAACAUCUGUUGACUGCUGGCAGUUGUACUUACACGUGGGGUGCUGGAAAUACUAUAGUCCCGAUAGAAGCAAAUCAGUACAGAGCAUUUGCCGGCGCUUCGUUACUCACCAACGAUACUGUGCCAGCCCGUAUAAGGCAGAUCGUAAACUAUACUCUGCAUCCCGAGCAUCUGCCAGCGCCUGCGCAUCUCAACGAUAUCGCUGUCAUGACUCUUGUAAGUGCCUUCGACGCGACAGUGGUCACACCGCUGGCUUUGCCAAACAGGAACACCGCACCAUCUGACAACUCUGUUUGCACUGUAGCGGGAUGGGGCGCUCCACAAUAUUCCACAAAUACACCUUCUACACAGCUCUUGUAUAUGACCAAGUACAUUUACAACCAAGACCUUUGCAUCAGUGUAUACAAUCCCCUCCAAGGGUACCCUAAUAUAUUUAGUUCCAUGGUAUGCGCUGCGACCUAUAACAUUAUAUCUUCUGGUUGUUUUGGUGACGAAGGCAACGCCCUGGUAUGUGGAAACACCUUAACAGGCAUUUCAUUCUUGACUGGAAAUUGUGAAAUAACUGCAUAUCCUGAGCUCUACACCAGGGUGUCCAACUACACUGACUGGAUAAGAAGCGUCACGGGCUCGGCUUCUACCUUCAAGCCUGGAUUCUUCACACUUUCAUUGUUUGCGGUAAUGCACGCAGUAUUUAGAAAAAUUGUGGCGUAAAAGUUUUGAUGUGCUCAUUCAAGAAAAAGAUAUUCGAGAGCUUUUAAAAUUGUGCCAAUCCUACAUAGGAAACGUUUGUUAUAAGAAUAAUUUAAAUUUUAUUUUAGUUCACAAAUUUAAGUAAUAGAUAUUCAACAUUGUAUGAAAUUAUGUCUCAUUGUGGUUGCGUAACCAAUUUUACUAAGACUCUAUUUGUUGAUACUUAUGGAAAAUGUUUCUAAUGCUGCUUAGCAUGAUAAACAAUGAAUUUAACGUAAAACGAAAUAAAUAUUGAAUUAAGAGCAAUAUGUUAUGAAAUUUAUAAAUUAAUCAACCUACAUUAUAUUCCAAAAAAUAUAUAAAUAUAUGUAUUAUUUACUUAAAAUGAAUUUAGAUAUUGUUAAUAUUUGUUCUUGGACUUUAGUUAUAAUGUGAUUUUCAUUAUCAUUUAUAAUCAAUAAUCUUAAUUGUCAUAUUACAUUCACUGCCUAUUAAAUUAUAAUUAACUUUUUAUCUAUAUUCAAUUAGAUAAGAGGGAAUUUAAUGAUAAAAAAAGUGUUUUGAUAUAGAUAUAAAUGUCACGUAUAACUAUUGACUGAAAAAAAAUAUAAUAAUUAUUACAGUGACGAUUUGUGUGGUAACUAGUUUUACUAAGGCGAAAUUAUAAUCAAUAAUAUUACAUAUAGGUACUUACUUCAAAGAUAUUCGAGCUGUUCAUUAAA